ACUGGUUUGUACUUUGUGGUCUUGACUCAUGCCGGGAAAAAAAAAUCUGGAAAAAAACAAACAUUAUAAAAACAUAAAAACGCACUAAAAACGAUAUUCCAAGGGUCAAGUUGUCGAUUUUUAUGUUAAAAUUAUCAUUACAUCUUGCUUAAAUUAUCAAUGAUCUAUUAUCAAUGUGUUGAAAACGGAAAGUAUUAUUGAAAUAUUUAUUGAAAACAAUAUAUUCGACACUAAAAGGAAUUACUAGUAUUUUCAGUAUUUUGUAGAAUAAUAUGGCUUCAUCUCUAUUAAGUUAUGAAACUCUUGUGCACGCUUUGGCUGGGGCAACGGGAAGUGUUGUGGGAAUGGCAGCAUUUUAUCCUUUAGAUACAUUGCGAUCAAGACAACAAGUUGAAGACUCCAAUAAACUACAAGGAUCUGUAUGGGAGCUUGUUUUAAAAUUGGCAAAAGAAGAAGGAUUUGACUCAUUAUAUCAAGGAUUGUGUCCUGUCUUGCAAUCACUCUCUGUUUCAAAUUUUGUCUACUUCUAUACUUUUCAUGCAUUGAGACGUUCAUCAGUGGGUAAUUCAUCAGCAUUAAAAGAUUUGCUUUUUGGUGUUGUAGCUGGAAGUAUCAAUGUCUUAAUUACAUCUCCGUUAUGGGUUGUUAAUAUGCGAAUGAAAUUCAAUAAGAAUUUAUAUAACAGUCUAUUUGAAGGACUUUGUGAUGUGUUUAAUAAUGAAGGUGUAAAGGGAUUGUGGUCUGGUACUUUGCCUUCAUUGUUGUUGGUGUCAAACCCAGCUAUACAAUUUAUGGUCUAUGAAUCUAUAAAAAGAAACUUAGUGGCUAUCAAACGUUUUGACACUUACUCUGCCUUCCUUACUGGAGCAAUAGCAAAAGCAAUUGCAACAACAUUAACAUAUCCUAUUCAACUAGUGCAGUCACGUUUAAGAGUGGGCAAAAGCUUAAAACCAUUGUAUGAUGAGGUUACAUCUAAUCCUCUAGUUUUAUUUAGAGGGUUGGAAGCUAAAAUUAUGCAAACUGUUAUGACUGCAGCAUUAAUGUUCCUUAUUUAUGAAAAAAUAGUGAGAUUAGUUUUAACAAUUAUGAGGGUAAAAAUAUCCAAAAAAUGAAGUUUAUAUUAUUUAAAGCAGUGAAUAUAUUGUUGAAAAUGUAUUCAGAUUUCUGUUAUAGUUGAUCAUGUAUGCUCAAUAUUACAUAAGUCUAAUUUUAUGUGGUUGAGGAAACUAUGCUUUUACAUUAUGUAAUUAGCUUAGUUAUUUUAAAUAUUUAAUAAAAGCAUAAUAUUUAUGCUAACAUGGGAAUGGAAUAUGGAAAAUGGUGGCAAUUGGCAAAAUAACUGUAAGUGUAGUUAAUAUUUUUUUUUUUACUGUAGAAAUAACUUCAACCUUUCAAAUACUUACCAAAGAGUAAUUACCAGAAUUGUGAUAUGAUGCAAAGACAAUAUUUUAGUUAUGCAUUAAAAACAUUAACAUUAUGAACAUUCCAACAACUUAAAAAAAAGUGUCUAACGUGUUUGUUAUAAUAGUUUGUGAAUGUGAUUAAGUUAUUCUUAUACAUGACAAUUACUAUUAAUUAUUUUUAUUUUUAUCAAAUGUUAUGUUUUCGUUUUUUUUUUAUGAGAAACUAUACCUGUUUCAUAAGAUAAUCUUGACAUGUUGGACCUAGAGAUUUAUUUCCGAAGUGUUUAAGCAUAGAUGGAAUAAAAUUAUAUAAGUAAUAUAUCUAAACUAGCUAGGUUUGCGUUUUUACCUACCGCUGAAUCCGCAGGUAAUUGCAACUAUUUUUAAGCCUAUGUGUUAUUCUAAUACAUAAGCUACAUCACUGCCAAGUAUCAUCAAAACUAGUUCAGUUGGUUCAUGUAAAAGUAAAAAACAAACAUACAUAUCCCUAAAAUACAAGAAUAUGUAGGAUUGUCUUGAAGAAAUAUGCAUUACUUUGAAAAAUGUAAUCUGUAACGCAUUAUACUACUUGCAUUGAACACCUUCUUAAUAUCAAUCAAAAUCACUAAUCUAAAUAAUAAUAAAAAAACAUUUUAUUUUUAUCAUGAUUUUUUUUUAAUUUGAGCUAAAUCACCAUGCAUAGUUAAACAAAGCUGAUAUAGCAAUUUAAAAUGGAUCUUAAUAUUAUAAAUAUUGUGCCAUUAAUAUCAACAAUUACUUAUUAAGCUGGAUCAUAAUUUUUUUUUAUAUGUUUAGAUUAUAGAUCAAAAUACUUACAAAUGUAGUGUAUUUUUGUUGAUAAUUGUUAAUAAUGUGAAUUAUUAAUUAAGUGUUCAAGUAACAAAACUACAAAGUAUCAUUCAUAUUAUGUUUAACCUUUCAAUGAAUUAAUUUCUAACAAAUAAGUACUUUGACAAACAGUAUUUAAUAUAUUAUUUAAAAGAAUAUGUAGACAAUAGAUAGAAAUACUUGAUUAUUGUAUAAUAAUAAUUUGCAAUCUUAACUGUGAUUAAAAAUAUGUAUCCACUUUAAUAGAUCAAAUUUGGAUUUUAUCAUCCAAUCGAUAAACCCAUCGUAAAAUGUAGACAAAUGUAAUGAUCUGGAUUCUGGUGUGAUUUACCCACAUCAUGAUGUGACCGUAUACAACAUGUGCAAUGUGCAUAUUACUAUAUAUUUUAAUGUUUUUCUUGACUUGUUAUCAUUAAUACUGUAUAAUUUAUUUAAUUAUAAUUAAAGCAAUACUCAGCUC
Colias croceus (clouded yellow) is the source of this 2691-nucleotide messenger RNA. It is a transcript of the gene PMP34, whose product is annotated as peroxisomal membrane protein PMP34. The record is from RefSeq and is a predicted model, not a curated record. Gene Ontology annotation, molecular function: FAD transmembrane transporter activity; ATP transmembrane transporter activity; coenzyme A transmembrane transporter activity. Bases 273 to 1112 code for a protein of 279 amino acids. Gene Ontology annotation, cellular component: peroxisomal membrane. The transcript is spliced from 3 exons. Lineage: Eukaryota; Metazoa; Arthropoda; Insecta; Lepidoptera; Pieridae.